AUGGAGCAUGCAACCAAAAUCUUCAAGGAUGUGUUCGGCGAUGCCUCAGCAGAGUACCGAGAUCUCAUCGAGCACCUAGCCAGAUCCUACCACCACGGAAGCCCGGAUCAGUGGAGACGCCAUGCAGAGGCAAUCCGAGCUUCUUUGGGCAAGGACGCGGCCGGAAACUUCGACGUCAAGACGUCUUCUUCAGAUGGGAUGGAACAUCUGGAAUCCACCCAGAGAGUGGAGAAUGCCGCCCUGCUGCAUCAAGUGUCAGUGCUUCAAGUUCAGACAGAAGCAGUCGACAGGCCUGCCGGGGCCGGGGCCGGGCCACUGCCCAUCCUGGACGCCGUUCACGGCCAGGCAAAUGCAGACUUCGGAGCUGCGAUGGCCUCCCACUUGGCAGCACACGAGGUAAAGGCCGCUAACAAAGCUGCCUUUAGCAGCUUGCCCAAGCACGGCGAAUUCUGCCAACGGCUGCAGUCAGCCCAGCACCAGCACCGCCAGCAGUGCAAGGCGCCUGCCCCGCCACCUGUAGCACCUCCACCAGCACCACCCGUAGCACCUCCGCCAGCCCCAGCGCCCCCAGCUCCAGCUGUCAGCAAAGCGGCAGCGCCAUCCCCACCAGUUGCGUCUCCAGCGAUGGCUGCGGAGCCUGUCACCUCCACAGUUGCCAAAGUCGUUAGUGCUGGGUGGGGUGACGGCAACAUUGCCGACUUCUUCUUGAACGGUCGCAAAAUUGACAUCCGCGGGGAGGCUGGCCGACGUGGCCUCAACGUUGUGACCAUCGACCCAGACACUCAGCAGGUUAUGUCUCGCAAGACAUACGAUGUCUGGGCGGAUCCGCAGACAGAGAACACUCGCCUAGCCGCUGACAUCAAUAGCAUGCCGGAUGGCCGCGUGAUCUUGGUUGCAUGCAAGGACUCAGGCAUGGAAAAUCUCGAUGCCCGAGCAAUCUCGGCCCUUUGGAGUGCCGGCGCUUCUGUGCCUGGUGGCAAAGAGAGGGAGGGCUACGCGCUGAUCGGGAUCAAGGGAAGCGAAGCGCUUGCGGAGCAGCAAGGUGGUCGAGUCGAGAUAGAGGGUCAGUUGCCUUUCUUUGUGCGACACCCUCCUCCUCUUCCACCGAGCUCGCCAUCGCCUCCGCCCAUGCCCGCGGCAGCCCAGCCUCAGCAAUUUAGCCCUCCGACCUGGGCCAAGGAGCCCGCAGCUCCUAAGCCGCCCAGCACCUUCCCUACCGCCCCUCCCACAUCAGAGCCUGCGCAGAAGGUGCGUGUACCGAAGCUGCAGGUAGAUCCCCAGGGAGGGGUGACGUACCAAGAUGAGACGGUCGAACGGGACGGCAAGCCCGAAGAACAGGGCCAAAGUUGGCAAGAGGUCGUGCUCAUGCUAGACAAGCUGCAAGCAAAGAUAAAGGCGAAGCGACUCGCAGGUGCCUGA
Symbiodinium sp. CCMP2592 is the source of this 1419-nucleotide messenger RNA. The record is from the annotation of a GenBank genome assembly. NCBI's taxonomy places the organism in Eukaryota, Dinophyceae, Suessiales, Symbiodiniaceae.